Molecule: messenger RNA, 779 nt
Organism: Rosa chinensis
Lineage: Eukaryota; Viridiplantae; Streptophyta; Magnoliopsida; Rosales; Rosaceae
Exons: 3
Coding region: 204-779 (191 amino acids)
Source: RefSeq, a predicted model, not a curated record
CUAGGGGAGUGCGCCGCGCCCUGGCCGUCGCACGACCAGUGCUUCCCUGGCCGCCGGAUAACCUGGAAAACAGAAAGCAGUGCUCGCUGAACCCGCAGCCGAAGACUCUUCUUCUUCUGAUGACGACGAUCCACAAACCGUCGCAGCUACUCUAGCUCGCAAGCGCAGUCGCUCGGACCCUCGUGCUGACCCCUUGGCAGGAGAUGAACCACUGGCUGAUCGAUUGGUUCGUCGUCGGCCAUCUGAACACGCUGGGUCCUGACAUUUUACUGCCGGGUGCGCCCACCAGAGCUCAAGAAUAUUUGAUGGUGCUUCACCGCGAGCGCACUAUCACUGAAGCUGAAUUUGUUGAGAUAUACGAACUUCUACAAAACCUCCCGGCACGGAUUAAUGAGAGAACGACAGCGACCGCGCAGGCUAGACAGGUUCAGGCUCAUUAUCGCGGCCUUGCUCAACAAGCAGAGGCAUCUCGCGACUCCUUGGGAAAUCGAGCUAUUCGCGUCAGGGACCUACGGAUCUCGCAGAACCAUCUUCGCACCCACAUUCAGGACCUCCAAGCCCAACUGAUCGAAGCAAAGGCCCAGUUGGUGGUGGUGACGUCCCAACUUGAGCAAGAGGAACCUCAGAUAGACCAGCCCUUAGCAGCCUUCGAAGCGAUCUCUCAGAACUUGGCCCAAGCACGCGAAGCUGUCCGACAAGCAGAGCGAGCUGCUGCCGACGCUAGUUUUCGUCUAGAUGAACUUUUGCUUCGCUUGACCCAUGCGGGUCGGAAACUUUAG